This is a messenger RNA of Papaver somniferum (opium poppy), 1915 nucleotides long. RefSeq names its product F-box/kelch-repeat protein At2g43445-like. The transcript is spliced from 3 exons. The record is from RefSeq and is a predicted model, not a curated record. Lineage: Eukaryota; Viridiplantae; Streptophyta; Magnoliopsida; Ranunculales; Papaveraceae. The coding region runs from base 447 to 1601 and encodes 384 amino acids.
CGGGCGGGCCUCACUGUAAUUGGAGGUGCCGAGAAAUGCAACGGAAAACAGGACACUACACUUCUGUUCUCCCUCUCCCUCUUAUAAAUUCAAAUUCAUACACCUAUUUUUUGUCUUCAUUACUACUACUAUCAUCUUACAUUCUUCUUCUUCUUUACAUGUUCUGUUCAAGAAAUCAACAAAGUUUCAUUAAAGUAAUUGGUGCAUUCUUUGCAUCUUCUCUUUGUAAUCAUCAGUACUACUAGUCUCUGCAUUCUCUUGAAGAAGAAGAGUUGAAGUUCAUACACAUAAUUAUAUCUUCUCAGUUAGUUCUCCAUAAUAUUGCAUUCUUGUUCUUAAUCCUCUUUUCUUGUUCUGCUCAAGAAAUCAUCAAAGCUUCGUUAUAGUAAUUGGUGUAUUAUUUGUUCAAGAAAUCAAAGUUUCUGUGCAUUCUUUGUUCAAGAACAAUGGUGAUGAUAAGAGAUUUGGGUGGGGAUCCAUCUGAAGAUCAGAAGGUAGAGCCUCUUACAAAAACUCAAUGCCACAUCUGCAUAGGCCCUCCAAGAGUGCCCUCCUUUCCCUUUGCUAUUAUCUCCCAGAGUUACUGCAAACUGCAAUCACGAUACCCUGAAAAGACAUUGAGUAUAACAUCUGUUGAAGAGGGGUGGAGUUCCAAAGAUGACUGGGAACAGAGAGCUGAGUUAAACGUAUUAAGAUUCCUGAAGUAUACUUUAGAAGCAGAAGAAUUCCAUAUGUUAUCAUGCAAAUCUUUGAUCUGUCUAUAUAGUAAGCGUUUCAGCUACAUAUGCAACCCAGCAUCAGGAGAACUCAAACGUAUUACACCGAUUAAUCAUCAGAGAGAUGGGAUUGGGUUUGGAUUCGAUGCAACAGAAAAUCAGUACAAGCUAGUUUUAUUGCAUUUGACUGAUGAUUUGACAUCGUGUGAUAUUUUAACACUUGGCACCAAUUCAAGGAGCAGAGCCAUAAAUGAUGACCCGGCCGUGCCUACAUACAAUGCAAAAGCCUCCUGUCCUACGACAAUACGAGAAUCAAUUUACUGGAUUACAACGCCAAUAAUGGAUGUCCUAAGCUUCAACGUUGAAAGCAGGAAAUUCAAAUUAAUCCCUGCGGCCAUGGACCCGAUUGAUAGUCAAGAGAUACGAGUCCAGAAAAAUAUAUUCUAUAGUUUGGGUGAAGCACUAGGAGAUUUAUGUAUGGUGUAUCACAAUGGAAUUAGUAAGCGUCUUUGGGUAUGGACACUGAUUGAGGAUGCAGUCCGCAGUGAUGAAGAACAUCAAUGGUGUUGGAGAUAUAACAUUAAUCUUACAGAUCUUCCGGCUCAUACUGUACCAUGGCAUCGUGUUACACUGAUAAGCGUUCGAGGUGGGAGGAUUAUAUUGUGGUCGACAUUGAUGGGAUUAGUUUCAUACUUUGAUGAACCCAGGUUGGUUGACAGACUAGCCAAGAAUGUGGUUCAUAAGGUAUUGGAUUAUGAGUUUGAGAAAGUAUUGUAUAAGACUUUAGGUUGGUGGAAUCAGGCAGCUGUUUAUGAGAAAAGCUCAACUCCUUCGGAUGAUAUUACUAUUGAAGAAGAACUAGCUGUAACCAGCAAAUUCAGGUAGAAGCAAUGGAGCUAGGGGAGUUUCAGCAAAAGCUUUAGAUCCAGAGCAGGCGGAAGCAUUGGGUGCAUUUGAAACAAUAAAAUGGGCUAAAGACAAAGGAAUAACAAGAUUACAUUUAGAAGGGGAUAACCAAAGGGUGGUGAAUGCUUUGAAUGGAAAUAUUGGAGCAGUCAAUGCAGGGAUAAUUAUAGAUUCAAUCUUUCUUCUUAACAAGUUUAGUGUCAAAUGAGUGAAAUGCCUUAUAUUUCUGGCUGGCCAACUGACUGAAAGUGUCCACCUAAUUCCAUUAGAAUCAUCUUCUACUUUUUUUUUUC